AUGGCUGAUAACGUGUCCGCCACCCCAGAGUCGUCAAGCCGGGGUCGUGGUGGUCGCCGCCGCGGCCGCGGAGGGGCUGCCCCCUCCGGCCAGCCUAAUGGACAACAUUCUGCAGGAGAGGCUACCAGAGGAGCCAGGUCUCGAGGCCGAGGAGGCAAGGGAUCUGGAGGUCGUGCUAAAGAGGGCCUAGAUGGCGCUCAAGAUACCAGUACUCCGACUGCGCCGGCCUCUACUACGACUACUGCGACGGUCGGAUCCAAGAUCCUCCCCGCUGCUACUGAUGACGCCGACGAUGGGGAGGUUUGCUUCAUUUGUGCGUCCAAGGUUGAGCAUACAUCCGUAUCUCCAUGCAAUCACCGAACCUGCCAUAUCUGCGCCUUGCGACUCCGCGCAUUAUACAAGAAUAAAGGCUGCGCACAUUGUCGGAGUGAAUCGAGCUUUGUCAUCUUUACCGACGACCCAAACCGACGAUUUGAAGAUUUCCAGAAGAAGGACUUCGCGCGGACCGACGAGAACCUGGGGAUUCAAUAUGAAAAUGAUGAAAUUUUUGAAGAUACGGUCCUCUUGCUGCGGUAUAACUGUCCGGAUGAGGGCUGUGAUGAGGCCUGUCUGGGCUGGCCGGAUCUACAUCGCCAUGUGAAGAGCAAGCAUGGCAAGGUUAUGUGUGACCUUUGCACACGAAACAAGAAAGUCUUUACUCACGAACACACCCUUUUCACUCGAGAGGAACUGCGCAAACAUGAAAAGCAUGGAGAUGAUAAGCCUGGUACCGUCAACCAGAGUGGAUUCAAAGGUCACCCAGAGUGUGGAUUCUGCCACCAGCGAUUCUACGGGGAUGAUGAACUGUACACUCACUGUCGAGACCGCCAUGAGCGAUGCCAUAUCUGCGACAGACGAAAUUCCAACCGACAACAGCAAUACUACGUGAACUACAAUGCCCUCGAAGACCACUUCCGACGCGAUCAUUUCAUAUGUCUCGACCAGGAAUGCUUGGAGAAGAAAUUCGUGGUAUUUGAAUCUCAGAUGGAUCUCAAGGGUCAUCAGCUUGAGGAGCACCCUGAUGGUGUGUCAAAGGACAUUCGCCGCGAUGCACGACUGGUCGAUCUGUCCGAGUUCGAUAAUAUCCGCAGUUCUUAUCAACCACAGCGCGGUGGACGACGGGGUGCUGGUCGUGGUCGCGACCCUAAUGCGGAGCCAAUACCCGCCUCAAGUGCACAGCCAUUAUCAAGAGCCGAACUUGCUUACCAGCGGCAGAUGGCCAUCCAAAGCGCGCAGUCGGUCUCGACUCGUAGCUUUGGUGGUCAACUCACUAGACCGGAAACGCAACCCGUACAAGCACCAGCCCGAUCUGCGGGUGCUACGCCGGUAUCAUCCAACUCACGUCCUCAGGCCCCUCCCGCCGAGGAGCUUGAACGUCUCAAUCUUGCGGCCCACCCAGAGUCAUUGGGUCCGCAAGACCAAGCGCGAAAGCUCCGCCAUACAGCCGUAGUAGAGCGAGCCUCAAAUCUCCUCCACAACGAUGCCACAAAGCUUACAGAAUUCCGCACUCGAGUAUCCAGCUACCGAACCUCUGCAAUCUCCGCCACUGGACUUAUCGACGCAUUCUUUUCUCUAUUCGAUACGUCUAGCACUGAACUCGGCAAGUUAAUCAAGGAGCUCGCAGAUAUCUACGAAGAUGAAUUCAAGCGCACCGGCCUUCUCCAAGCCUGGAAUGACUGGCGCGCCAUCAACGAAGAUUAUCCCGCUCUACCCGGACCUGGCGGACUUUUACCGGGAAUGUCACCGGGCACCGUGAAUACAGGCGGCAAGCGCGUUCUGCGUCUGAAAUCGUCUACCGCGCAAUCCUCGCGCUCAGCCGUCGGGCGCAGCGGUGCCCUGCCAUCAGGAUCCUCCAAUCCUUUCCCUCCUCUCUCCGCUGCAACAGGACCCUCAUCUGCACGACGAUCUCAAGCCACAGCAUCUACGCCCUGGGCCGCAUCUAGUACCCCUCCUCUUGUUCGACCAACCUUCCCCGGUCCCAGCCGUUCUUCAUCAUCCACCCCUUCCAUAUCUAUUCGCCCCUCACCUGUCAGUGCCAGUGCCAGUGCCAGUAGCAGUACUGGUGCGGAUGCAUUCCCAGCUCUCCCAGCUGCGGUGAAACCGAAUGUGAUGAUGGCAGGUAAGACACGCGGAUAUGUUCGCUGGGAUGAUCGUCGGGGACCGGCACCGAGUGCAUGGGGCUCGAACCCUUCAUCGGGGUUGGCAUCACCGGCCGAACCGGCGGAUUCGGGAUUUGACGAGGAAGGAAGUUCGGGGAAGAAGGGAAAGAAGAAGAAGGGAAAACAGACGCUUUACCAUUUUGGUUAA
Molecule: messenger RNA, 2346 nt
Organism: Penicillium malachiteum
Lineage: Eukaryota; Fungi; Ascomycota; Eurotiomycetes; Eurotiales; Aspergillaceae
Product: E3 ubiquitin-protein ligase HEL2
Exons: 3
Coding region: 1-2346 (781 amino acids)
Biological process (GO): protein ubiquitination; rescue of stalled cytosolic ribosome
Molecular function (GO): ubiquitin protein ligase activity; ribosome binding
Source: RefSeq, a predicted model, not a curated record